This is a messenger RNA of Rattus rattus (black rat), 1973 nucleotides long. It is a transcript of the gene Oxsm, whose product is annotated as 3-oxoacyl-ACP synthase, mitochondrial. The record is from RefSeq and is a predicted model, not a curated record. NCBI's taxonomy places the organism in Eukaryota, Metazoa, Chordata, Mammalia, Rodentia, Muridae. Gene Ontology annotation, molecular function: 3-oxoacyl-[acyl-carrier-protein] synthase activity. Gene Ontology annotation, biological process: fatty acid biosynthetic process. The transcript has 2 exons. The coding region runs from base 532 to 1902 and encodes 456 amino acids.
GCUGCGUUUCGUACCCGGGUUUCAGGGUAGGGGUGGAGGGCGUGACGUGGCCGUUGAGCCCUGAGAACUCCUAACACUGAGCUCGAGAAAUAAUGUCCGGCUUUCCUAACACCGCGGUGCUGGGCUGUGGCGGGGGCGCCGGAAAAGCUAGCUGCCCUACACGGAAGUAGAUAAAAUGCACUUCAAAGAAUGGGGCCGAGGCGGCCUUUGUGCACUGACUUUAGAAAUGCCACAUAGACACAAUCGACGCUCUACAGUAAUCCUCCGUGAGCCUGAAGAAGGAUGCCCCCUGCAGGGUGGGGUGGCUUUAUGAAAUCCAGCAAACUUGCUGUCAGUUGACAGUUUGAGGGACCUCAUAGAUUACAAAUAAAAGUUAAGUCCAAGCGAGUGUUGCAUUUUUCUGUGGCUUUUAGCACAUGACCUCAAGCACACCUAGGGUGUGUAUGUAAGAUCCUUCGAUUGUUUAAACAAAAGUUGCUGUCUCUUGUGGUCUGUUCCAGGAAUGUGUUUCUGAUCUUCUGAAUUUCAACCAUGUUGUCAAAGUGCUUGCAACAUUUUCUAAAAGCCCAUCCGUAUCCAGCAUCAUAUUGUUGGUUAAUAAGCAAGCACAAGUUUUCUGGAAGUGUGCCAGCAGCCGGGUCGCGCAGGCGAGUUGUCAUCACAGGCAUUGGACUAGUGACACCACUUGGCGUUGGGGCUCAACUAGUUUGGGAUCGGCUUCUCCGAGGAGAAAGUGGAAUUGUUUCUGUAGUUGGUGAUGAGUACAAGAGUAUUCCUUGCAGAGUAGCUGCUUAUGUACCAAGAGGUUCAGAUAAAGGUCAGUUUAAUGAACAAAACUUUGUGUCCAAAUCAGAUGCCAAGUCCAUGUCCUCUCCCACCAUCAUGGCGGUCGGAGCAGCAGAGUUGGCCCUGAAAGACUCCGGCUGGUAUCCGAAACUAGAAGCAGAUCAGGUGGCUACUGGCGUUGCCAUUGGCAUGGGCAUGGUUCCUCUGGAAGUUGUUUCUGAAACUGCUUUAAUGUUUCAAACCAAAGGUUAUAAUAAAGUAAGCCCAUUCUUUGUCCCUAAGAUUCUAAUCAAUAUGGCUGCAGGCCAGGUCAGCAUUCGCUACAAACUCAAGGGCCCCAAUCACUCAGUGUCCACAGCCUGUACCACGGGUGCACAUGCUGUGGGAGACUCUUUUAGACUCAUAGCCCACGGUGAUGCAGAUGUGAUGGUGGCUGGAGGCACAGAGUCUUGUAUUAGUCCGUUAUCUCUCGCUGGGUUUUCCAGAGCCCGGGCUCUAAGCACGAACCCAGAUCCUAAGCUGGCCUGCCGACCAUUUCAUCCAGAAAGAGAUGGUUUUGUCAUGGGUGAGGGAGCUGCUGUACUGGUGCUAGAAGAACAUGAACAUGCUGUUCAGAGAGGAGCCCGGAUCUACGCAGAAGUUUUGGGUUAUGGACUCUCAGGUGAUGCUGGUCACAUAACUGCCCCCGAUCCUGAAGGAGAAGGUGCUUUAAGAUGCAUGGCUGCUGCUGUAAAAGAUGCAGGCGUAUCACCUGAUCAGAUAUCCUAUGUCAACGCACAUGCCACCUCCACACCACUGGGUGAUGCUGCUGAGAACAGAGCCAUCAAGAGGCUCUUUAGGGACCAUGCUCGUGCCCUCGCCAUAUCCUCCACAAAGGGAGCCACGGGGCAUCUUCUGGGAGCUGCAGGGGCAGUGGAGGCAGCUUUUACCGCACUGGCUUGUUACCAUCAGAAACUACCGCCAACUUUAAACCUGGAUUGUACAGAGCCAGAAUUUGAUCUCAAUUAUGUUCCACUGGAGGCACAGGAAUGGAAAACCGAGGGUCGAUGUAUUGGACUCACCAAUUCCUUCGGGUUUGGUGGUACUAAUGCGACACUUUGUAUUGCUGGCAUGUAAGCUUUGGCUUUCAAUAGUCAUAAAUGUAUAAAUAGUAUGCACAUAAAUAUGUCUUAUCAAUGCCCAGAUGA